AUGGCGCACUGGAAGUAUGACUUCACUGGCAGGACGACUCCGGCGAUGAUACGACAAACGCCGAAUGGAAGAAUUGACGUCUCAUUCUGCAUCGAUGAGCAGAUCUCCGAAGCAGAGAACACCUGCCCUGCUCAGCGACACGUUGUAGCGUUUGCUCAUCGGGUCGGCACGAAUAACACUUACAUGCUCAAAAUCCGCUACGAUUUGAAUCCGGAUUAUUUCGAGAUUGACGACAAGAAGGAGUGGAGAGAAGCUUGCGACUACCAUUACCUGGUUGAACUGGACGUGGUUAGAGCCGCAUGUGAUGCUGGCCAUGGCCCAAGCUUGAUAGAUUGGGGCACAACCAAGCAGGGGCCCGAUAUGCCCUAUCCAAACGGUCUCAUGGACGCAUUUAUAUCACGAUGCGCCCUCCUGGAGAGAUCCUAG
Messenger RNA from Talaromyces atroroseus, 426 nucleotides. RefSeq lists its product as hypothetical. Lineage: Eukaryota; Fungi; Ascomycota; Eurotiomycetes; Eurotiales; Trichocomaceae. The transcript is spliced from 2 exons. The coding region runs from base 1 to 426 and encodes 141 amino acids. The record is from RefSeq and is a predicted model, not a curated record.